This is a messenger RNA of Myodes glareolus (Bank vole), 1197 nucleotides long. The record is from RefSeq and is a predicted model, not a curated record. NCBI's taxonomy places the organism in Eukaryota, Metazoa, Chordata, Mammalia, Rodentia, Cricetidae.
AUGUGGUGUUUACUGAGAACAAUUUGCCUUGUCCAUAUAUUUGGAAGUAUAUUUUGCUCAAUAUUCGAGCCAGUACCCAGGAAUCCUGAAGCCAACAUGAAUAUUAAUGAGAUAAUUUCCUACUGGGGUUAUGAAUACGAAGAGUAUGAGGUUGUGACUGAAGAUGGUUAUAUCCUCCCAAUUUACAGAAUUCCACAUGGGAAGAACAAGUCUAGUCAUUUGGUUCCAAAGCCAGUCGUGUACCUGCAGCAUGGGUGGACUGUAUCUGCUUCCAUUUGGCUUGCAAAUCCUCCCAACAGCAGCCUGGGCUUCAUUCUGGCUGAUGCCGGUUUUGAUGUGUGGAUGGGGAACAGCAGAGGCAACACCUAUGCCAGGAAACAUGUGUACCUAGACCCACAUUCUAAACAAUUCUGGGCUUUUAGUUAUGAUCAACACAUAAAAUAUGAUCUUCCUGCCACCAUUGACUUCAUUGUGAAGAAAACAGAACAGAAACAAAUUUACUAUGUUGGCCAUUCCCAAGGCACGCUUAUCGCCUUUGGGGCAUUUUCAACAAAUCCACAAUUGGCUCAGAAGAUCAAACUCAGUUUUUUACUGGCUCCAGUUGCAACUGUUAAGUAUGUGUCAGGGCCCAUCCGUGCCAUCACAUCCUUGGGAACAACUUUGACCAAGGUCCUCUUCGGUGAAAAAGAUGUAUUUUCCAGUUCAGAUGCUAAAUAUUUUGUGGAAUUUUUGUGUCAGCGUGAGACUGCUGGAGCAGCAUGCAAUGAUGUACUCACUUUGCUAUUUGGGUAUGACCCCAAAAAUUUAAAUGAGAGUCGUUUGGAUGUGUAUGCGGGACAGGCUCCUGCAGGAACUUCAGUUCAAACCCUGCUUCAUUAUGCUCAGGGAGUGAGAACAGGCGUAUUCCAAGCUUAUGACUGGGGAAGUCCAUUUCUGAAUAUGCUGCACUACAAUCAGCGCACGCCCCCACCUUAUAAGGUAAACGACAUGAAGGUUCCAACGGCCAUGUGGAGUGGUGGAAAAGAUAUUCUGGCUGAUCCAAUAGAUGUUAGACAUUUAGAAGCCAAUAUCUCCAAUCUCAUUUACUAUAAGAAGAUUGCUGACUAUAAUCAUAUGGAUUUUGUGAUAGGUUUAAAUGCCCGCGAUAAAGUUUUUGAUGAAAUUGUUGCAUUCAUCAAUGAAGAUCUAUCAAGUUGA